Molecule: messenger RNA, 1369 nt
Organism: Sphaeroforma arctica JP610
Lineage: Eukaryota; Ichthyosporea; Ichthyophonida
Exons: 1
Coding region: 171-1142 (323 amino acids)
Source: RefSeq, a predicted model, not a curated record
CGAGUAUGUAAAAAGUACCAACUGUCCACUGAUAAAUAAGUAGUGAUUAUUCAGUUACUUCACAACAGGGAAGUCUCCAGGUAUACAUUAUAAACGGUUCAAAGAAAGUCGUAUUAGGGAGCGUUAAGUGUGUAGAAUUACAAGUAAACACACUCUUGGAUACAGAUAUAAUGGGUCGAAAGGCCAAAUCAGUUGAUGUGAUGGUUGCCGACAAAGAUGCGGUUGUUAAAUCGUCUACUCUGCACGUAGCUAAAAACACUCCUAUGGGUAAAACUGUCGAUUCCACACACCCUGACAUGGUCAUUGAAUCCGACUAUGAUUGCAUGAGUGUGACUACGCAAAGCAGCAGUAUCUCACAGGAGGUUGAAGAUAGUAAUUCUCUGGCACCACUCAAUACAUCUCUGCGUAUAAGCGAUGCUGAAUCCGAUUCGGGCGCGUUGCUUAUUCCGAAUUGCUUGGAGCCGUAUGUACUGGACAAUGAUGUGUGCAAGGGCAGAGCUAUACUCAAGCUAAGAAGAACACCCGAGGAUGCUACUGUCGAACCAUACUUCAAGGGUCGCAAGCGCAUGUACGAGAUACAAGUAGAGGGUGAACUUAAGAACAUUGAGACAGAGAGGAUAUAUGUAGGUAUACAGGGAAGUGGACCCAUGCCGUUGCAAGGCAUGUUCUCCUGGGCUGCAGCCAAGUGUGUGACAGCACUUAUACGUAGUACUACAACGAAUUCGCAUGUGAGUCUGGGGAAUAAGGAUGAAGUGUGCCACAUCUCGUUACCUCUACAUACUACAGCCGAUACAUUCAUCAUCACUAAGAAGGGCGACCCAUUGCCACCGUUGGGUGUUGAUGAAUUCCCGCAGGAGAAAGCUAUACCACGAGCAGAGCGAGCUAAACGCAUAAAGGGCCACAAGCCAGGAGAGAUAUACAGUUUUUCGAUGCACGGCAUGUACCUCGAUCUUGAGGCGUGGAGGUUGGUAAACGUGCCUAAGGUGCCUCCUAUCUGUAUGGCACGGUUCCUGGGUAAUCUGCCCAUGUAUUUCGUAGCAUAUGUAUUGCCGAAGGGAUAUGUGGGUCCACAUAGUGAAAAGGUCAAGGAGUACCUUUUUAAGUUCCGUAUAGAGCACACAGAGAUGAGCAAGAGCGCUUAAACACGUGUGACGGUAAAUAGCAUAACAAUAGCCCCCAUUUAAUAGCAAUAUACUGCCACCAGUUGUUUUUGGUAAAGUAAGAAUAACAGUGAACGCAGAGAGUGCCGCCCGGAAGUGUGAUGUGCUGAAGCGUUGUUAGUUAUAUAAUAGAUCGGAUUUGUCUCGAAUAAAGAAUAUACCUCACACGAGAGAUGAAUGCCUGGCACAUGUCUCGAAUAGCGAACGAC